This is a messenger RNA of Poecilia latipinna (sailfin molly), 1005 nucleotides long. RefSeq names its product C-type mannose receptor 2-like. NCBI's taxonomy places the organism in Eukaryota, Metazoa, Chordata, Actinopteri, Cyprinodontiformes, Poeciliidae. The transcript has 4 exons. The coding region runs from base 1 to 888 and encodes 295 amino acids. The record is from RefSeq and is a predicted model, not a curated record.
AUGGACUCUCUCAUCCUCUCCUCUGGUCUCAGCCAUCAUUACCGCUUUUUCAGUCAGUCUUUGACUUGGACUGAGGCGCAGGCCUACUGCAGACAGGCGCACGCAGACCUGGCAACCGUAGAGAACUCCGAAGACCUGAACCUGCUCAUGAACACACUCCAGUCCGCCGGCUACAGCUCUGACAUCUGGAUUGGUUUGUACAGCGAGAUCGACUGGAAGUGGUCCGACGCCUAUACUGGGACCGGGGCUGACUACAGGCACUGGAGGAGCGACUUGAAUGAACCGGAGUUUGAGAGCGCCAGGCAAUUCUGCGUGAAAUCCGGGAGCGGAGGAAACUGGUGGGAUGACGAUUGUGCGUUAAACCUUCCGUUUAUUUGUUACAGCGGAACACCGGAGUCGGCCACGCUUUCUCUUCAGAAUGAGCAAAGGAACUGGUCCAGCGCUCAGAGCUUCUGCAGAGAGAACUAUGUGGACUUGGCAACCGUGAAAACAGAUGCAGAAAACCAGAUACUGGACAACAUAAUAGCUUCUUCAGCCUGGAUUGGUCUGUACAGGGAUCCAAACCUUUUUUGGUCUGACGGGAGCGACUUUCUCUUCAGCAACUGGGACUCUGUCAUUAAUCCAAUUGGCUCCAUGUCAGUCAUAUGCGGCGUUACGUCUUCUGGGCGACUGGGGAAAUGGAAAUUUUUGCCCUGUGAAACUAAAUUACCUUUUGUCUGCCACAGCGUAUUUAGAAAGGCAGUGAAGCUGAGACUGAAUGUGGAGAACGCCGUGGAUCCGAACGACCCGGUUCUGAAAGCAAACAUCCUGACAAAGGCAAGUCUGACAGGAAGUCUUCAUAUGCAUUACACACACGUUAGUGUAUGCAUUUUGGAUUUUAUGUUAUAGUCCAUCUCCGACAAGCGACAAUAUCUGUAUGUCUGUCUCUCUAUAUAUCUAUGUAUCUAUGUAAUCCUGAUAAGGUACAUAUGACAAAGGUAAAGGGUGAAUGCAUAUGAAAAGUUU